Notothenia coriiceps (black rockcod) is the source of this 731-nucleotide messenger RNA. RefSeq names its product beta-2 adrenergic receptor-like. The transcript is spliced from 6 exons. Gene Ontology annotation, molecular function: beta2-adrenergic receptor activity; norepinephrine binding. NCBI's taxonomy places the organism in Eukaryota, Metazoa, Chordata, Actinopteri, Perciformes, Nototheniidae. Bases 225 to 695 code for a protein of 156 amino acids. Gene Ontology annotation, cellular component: plasma membrane. The record is from RefSeq and is a predicted model, not a curated record. Gene Ontology annotation, biological process: adenylate cyclase-activating adrenergic receptor signaling pathway; norepinephrine-epinephrine-mediated vasodilation involved in regulation of systemic arterial blood pressure; positive regulation of MAPK cascade.
GGCUGACAGGGUGUUUAUACAUGUACAGGAAACAGAAAGCGAGGCAGAGUGUGUGAGAGAGUGUGUGUCACACAUAAUACCAGACAUUCAUUACUCAACAGGAGAGGGAGAGAGACCAAAAGCUGCUGACAAAUACAUUAUAAUGAUACUUUGUGCUGUGGAUUUAAAGGUGUUGGGAUUAUCAAAUCACUGGAUUGUAACGCACAGGACGGAGCCUGAAGAUCAUGGCACAUGCAGGUGCUGUCUCAGCACUGGCUAACCAAUCACAGUACAGCAACUCCACUGUAUCAGAUUUGCCAGAGAGAUCCUCGGAGUACAGCGAUGCAGAGCUCGUGCUGCUGCUGGGCGCAAUGGCUAUUCUGGUUCUGGCCAUAGUUUUUGGUAACGUGCUGGUGAUAACGGCCAUCCUGCGGUUUAAGAGGCUCCAGAAAGUCACUAACUUCUUCAUUGCUUCGCUGGCUGUGGCCGACCUCAUCAUGGGUUUGGUUGUGGUCCCCUUUGGCUCCAGCUACAUCCUGCUCGGAAAAUGGCAGUUUGGAAACUUCAUGUGUGACUUCUGGACCGCAACUGAUGUGCUGUGUGUCACGGCCAGCAUCGAAACUCUGUGUGUGAUUGCUGUGGACCGAUAUCUCGCCAUCACCUCGCCUCUUCGAUACCCAGCGCUAAUCACCAGGACUCCGGAUCAACUGUGGUAGCUACUAGCUUCAUGUCGAACAGGGUCGGCCUUUGCA